GAGUUCAAAAUGUUUUUGUUGCAUGCAGAAAUGUAAUUUCGUUUUCUCUGCAGGAGUUCAUCAAUUUCAUAAAUGCAACACAUUAUAGUUUGUUUAUACAUAGCAUAAAGGCAAAAAAAACGUUGUAUGCAGUGUUAUUUCAUUUUAAAUGUCAAACGGGUUUUGCGGCUCCCAGUGUUUUCUUUUCUGUGGGAAACGGGUCCAAGUGGCUCUUUCAGUGGUAAAGGUUGCUGACCCCUGGUCUAGGCAAACUACUAGGGAGUUUGUCUUAUCUUCUGGUCUUUUUUCCAUAGCCAGUCAGACCGCCCUAAAUGGGUAGCAAUGGAGCUGAAUUCCACUAAGGAUCUAUCUAUCUGUGCACUUCUUGGACUUUGCUCUUUUAAUAUAUUUAAAAAUGUAGCCUCCACAGCUUCCCUAUACAGUCGUUUACAGAUUCAAUACUGUCUAGGAAAAGCAGUUUCUCCUCAUCUCCAUCCUAAACCUACUUCCUAGAAUGUUGAGACUAUGUUCCCUUGUUCUAGUCUCACCUACCAGUGGAAACAACAUUCUUGGCUCUACCUUGUCUAUCCAUUUCGUAACUUUAUAUGUUUCUAUAAGACCCCUCUUAAGAAAGAUGAGGGCAGUUGUGUCUUAACAUAGGAGUCAGUCACUAAGUGGAAGAUGGUCAAGUUUUAGUAUUUUACAUAAUUAAAACAUCAUAAGAUAUACAACCAGAAUUAGGCCAUUCAGCCCAUUGAGUCUGCUCUGCCAUUCCAUCAUGGCUGAGUUAUUAUCCCACUCAACCCCAUUCUCCUGCCUUCUUCCCGCAACAUUUAACGCCCUCCGUUGUUCGGGGUUGACUACGAACGUUGCGUCCCAGCUGUCUACAUGAAACUCAAGCAGGGCAGUACAAUGCAGGGAGCAAGCUCCCCCUCUCCACGCAGCUGAUGAACCCAAAGGACAGCAGUGGCCAACACAGUUUGGCACCAGCAGCAUCACAGGAGUUUCCGGUCAGUGUUGAACUCAACUUAGGACUGCUUUGGGGACUCCAGCUCUAGAUUUCUACUCCCAAAUCCUUCCCAAUGAGUGGGCAUAGCUGCAAGGCAGCGGAGGGUUGAGACCAGAGUUUCCCUUCUCCUAGAUUAGCUGUCAGCUGAUGAGCCCCAUCUGCCCAAAGCCACCUAUCUUAAGGCACCAGUAACCAGCCUUUUCUCUUUGUCAUUAGAAGGCCAGGAGUUGGAGUUGGUUGUCAGUUCAGUGAUGGAGCGAAUGCAAUUGAGUGAAGUUAACCCCUCUGGUUCAAGAGCCUGAUGGCUGAGGGGGGUAAGAACUAUUCCUGAACCUGGUGGUGUGAGUCCUGAGGCUCCUGUACCUUCUUCCUGAUGGGAGCAGUGAGAAGAGGGCAUGGCCUGGAUAGUGGAUGCUUCUUUCCUGCAACAGCGCAUUGUGUAGAAGUGUUCAAUAAUGCGGAGCGCUUUACCCAUGAUAGACUGAGCCACAUCCACUACUUUUUGUAGGAUUUUCCACUCAAGGGCAUUGGUGUUUCCAUACCAGGCUGUGACGCUCUUCACCAAACAUUUAUAGAAAUGUGUCUAAGUUUUAGAUGUCAUGCCCAACCUUAGCAAACUCUUUACACUUUAAAUUACUUGACAUCCACAGCCGCCUGUAGCAAUGAAUUUGCAGAUUCACCGCCCUCUGGCACUACGAACCAAAAUGCUGGUAACCCUCUUUGUUUUGAAAGUAACUGUGUUCUCUUCCUAUAGGUGUUCGCAACAUCUUCUGAUACUAUUUUAGAUUUAUGGUGCGCUUAGGGAAGUGUGCGGAGUAAAUGUUGCUGUGGUGUCGUCUGUGGGCUGAGGAACGACAGGUGCAAGUUAAUAAUAGUAAAUGUAGGGCAGUUUUCAGAGAUUCUGGAGGAAUGGUCAACAGUUAAGGUUGAAGUCAUAGAGUUAUGCUGCAUGUAUGUAGGCCCUUCUGCCCAACAAACUCCUGCCGGCCAUGUUGUUCCCCCCCCCCCAACUAGUACACCUAGAGGGGCGAACUGCCCCAAGGGAAUCCAGCCAGCUAGGGUAAGGCCGAGUGACACCCCGCUGUGAGCCUCCCGUUCCCGGUUUGUGUUUUGUUCACUUCCCCUAGACUCGACGGGUGGAGUUUCUUCUGGUGUGGGCAAAGGGCCAACCCAGGGCCCGGCAGCCACUGCCCUCCCCGGCACCGCUGAUCCAGGCUCAUUGUCCCCGAUCUGCCGUCACCCAGCGACUGUCCAAUGCCGGCGGGCGGGCGGCUCCCGUUUCCCUGGCAGUGGCGACCGGCGGCUGCCCAGUGUCCCCGGGAACCGCGCGUUACAGUCGGUGGGCAAGACCCGGGGAGGGUGAUCGGCGACUGCUGAGGCCAUGGAGGUGGAUCGGCCGGCGCCCGGCGAUCCGUUUCACCAGCACCCAGGAGCUGAAGGGUUCAGGGUCCUGUCACCCACCUACGAGUCCAAUGUGCAGAUCACGCCGCUGCAGGUUCCCCAGCGCCCCACUGUGUCAGCCAUCAGAUAUUCUCAGUAUUUGGGAAAUGCCUCAAAGGGUCCCCGGACUCCCUGGGGCACCAAGGGAGAACGUGGAGGAGCCAGGACACUGGGACUACCGAACCAUCACGGGCCAGAGACCAAGUAUCCAACAGUAGUGGUGAAGGGGCACAAACAUUUUGGUUAUGGUGGAUACCCUCUUCCUAGCGAUGUUACCAUUGAUCAAUAUUAUGAUCUCACCCAGCUGAAGAGGAGUCAACUUCGUCCCACUGAUCAGCUGCUUCCAGCUACAGGGGAGUUUGCAAUGGAUCAGAAGCAGAUACGGCUGCCAUUUCCUGCUGAACAUCCCUUCCAUUCCCACAUUUCCAAGUACGCAGUGUUCCCAAACUUCAACUCACCAGAUGACCCGUACACCGGUGUACGAGCUGGACAUCUGCAGCCCAUUAAUCCUGAUAUACCUGCGAAAAGUUAUGAUGUGAUUGUAACUCAGAAAACUAAAGGUUUUCCAUUUAGACACGAGAAACAGGAAAUCCCCACUGAGGCUGAAGGUUUACAAUGGCCAGGACAAGAAGGAUAUUUUCAAUAUCCUAAAUCAGCCGCAGGAUGGAAGCCAACAUUUUAUCCCACACCGCCGAAGCGUAUUGCCCCCAACAUAACACAGCGAUCCAUUGAACACAGUCUUUCUGAGAGAACUGCUAAUAUACUGAAAAACACUGAGAAAUCAUGCUGGCUGAGCACACACAAAAGGGAUUUCACGGGUAAUGGACCGAUGAAUCCAAUUCAGUUAGACGAUUACUUCGACAAAAAGAUGACAAUACUGACAGGAAAAUACAGCUACUUCACAGAACUGAAGGAACAAUCUCAUCCAACCUCGUUGCCUAAUCCACCCUUGCGCCCCAUGAAGGAAAAGGAAAGCAGUAAUGGAGGUUGUGCAGAUGAUGACUCUGACUGCCAGUGGGCUGAUGUCCCUCCCACUCUGGCGGGUGUACCGGCUUGGGAAGCAGCUGAUGUGAAAUCACAGCCACUGACAUGUGAAGCUAACUCAGUUUCACCGACCUUUGAGACAAGUUCGACUGCUAAUGAAGCAAAUCUAAUAAACUGGAGCAAUACAGAUGGCCAAACAACCGCCCCGCCAAACAUUUUCUGCCCUUAUUCAGACAUCCAUAUGUUAAGAUACAAAGUUGAACAGAAAGGGAAUAAUGAUAAACCAUGUGCAUUUUAUCAGCAUCAGAAAGAAAAGGUAAUGGAUUGUUGGGAAACUCCUAUCAUUGACGUGAGUCCAACUUGCAGAACAGGAGACUUUGAGGAGCUCACGGAAAGACCAAAAUCAGUGAAAAAUGACAUCUUCUAUGCAGAUUUACCUCAGAGCAGAUUGUUGAACUAUACACCCAAAGAAAAGCACACAGCACUGAACAACCCGCCUUCAGCAAGUGGUGCUGUUGACAAUGAAGACGAGGUACAAUGCUUUAAUAAGGGCAACCAUGCAUCUGGUGACUUACAGCCAACAUCCUGUUCAACUGAAAAUGAAGAAUUUUACUGGGUACUCCAGCAGCCACGCGUCACAUGGGGUAAAACGCUGUUUUGUGAUGAACCCAAACUUCGGAUCUCAAAACUGAAAUUCCCGCUUCCGUUUGAUAAAACACAACAACAUAAGAAAUUACACCAGGUGUCUCCAGAAAAAUCAGUGGAUUAUCGGGAGAACAUUUAUUCAGGCAAAAAACACACUUUCUUUGGUUUGAAUUCUUCUUAUUUUCACAAUGGAACGCUUUAACCAUUUAUUUAGAAAAGAUACUUUAAUUAACUUAUCUAAAUCUUUGAAAACAUUAAAGGUAACAAUAAUAUGUCAAUGUGCUUUUGACUCACAGCCCAUUAUAUCUUAACGAUUAAUAGAAUGUCAGAAUAUCAGUUCAAUAAUGAUUUUUGUGCAAAGAAUUAAGAAAUGGCUAAGAAAAAUCGAAGCAGGAGAGAGCUAAUCUUGUCCCCACUCAAUGCAGUCUGGUGGAUACAGUACAUUACAUCAGUGUCACUUUCCUACACCGGCCGAGCAUCCCUUAGUUCCUUUAAUCCAAGAAAUUAUGGCAUUGUAGUGUAGUUGGUAGCACUACACUCUACAAUGUCAGCUGUAAAAUCGUUCAGGGUUCGAUUCCUGCUGUUGUCAGUAAGGAGUUUAAUCGUUCUCCCAGACACCACAUCGGGUCCUCCAAUUUCCUACCACAUUCCAAAGAUGUGCCAUUAGAGCCAGUGAGUUGUGGGCUGGCUAUGUUGGCGUUGGAAAUGUGGCAACACUUGUGGACUGCCCAGCACGAUCCACACUGAUUUGAUUUGAUGCAAACCACUGUAUGUUUCGAUGUACAUUUGAUAAAUAAAGCUAAUCUUUAUCUUUAAAUCCACAUCUUGAAUAUACUUAGUGAUUGAGCAUUCAUUGCUUUUUUGGAUAAGGAAUAUAAAGAUCCAUUACCCACUGGGUGAAGUAAACUUUUCUCAACUUUGCCCUGAACAAAGGUACCCUUAACAUAGGAAUAUGAUCUCUAGUUUAUAAUAUCCCAUCUCCACAUUUAUCCAGUCAACUCUUUAAGAAGACAAUUAUCUCACAUCCUCAGCUUUAAAGGGUAUAGAGCUCGUCUUCUACGUCUCUCCUUUUAUGAUUAACUUGGUACUUUAGGAAGUAACUUCUACUGCACACGCUGUAUUAUGGGUAAAUUCUUCCCUAGGGAGAGGAAUAAGUCUUGUCCACAAUAUUUAAGGAGCAGUCUUACAAGAUUUAGAUUAGAUUAAAGCAAGGUGUCUGCUCUUUACACAAACCCAUUUACAAUGUGAAGGCAUGAUGGAAAUGUUGCUGUGUUGAUGUAUCAUGAUGUACAGUGGCUUAAUGAUUCAGUUUUCAAGUCAAAGUAAAUUUAUUAUAAAGGAACAUCUGUGUCUCCAUUUACAGAACUGACAUUCAUUUUCUUGCAGGUGUUUACAGAAAAACUAAACAUAAAUUCUUUGAUGCACACUUUGAAAGGGAGAAUAAAACUACACCUGUGUGAAUCUCUGCCGCAUCUGGUGUCUCUGGGAUCUGUCUUGGAGGCCUGCAUCAGGACAUCUUUCUAGAGGGUGAAACCUCCCAAGGCUUCAGGUCCUGAUGGUGUACCUGGUAGGGCUCUGAAAACCUGCGCCAACCAACUGGACAUCUUUAUCUUCUCACUGCUGCAGUCGGAGGUUCCCAGCUGCUUCAAAGGGGGUGACUAUCAUACAGUUCCCAAGAAGAGCAGGGUGAACUGCCUCAAGGACUGUCGCCCAGUGGCACUCACAGCUACCGUGAUGAAGUGCUUUGAGAAGUUAAUCAACUUCCGCCUAAUCAAGGACCUGGACCCACUGCAAUUUGCCUACGGCCACAUUAGGUCUACAGCGGAUGCAGUCUCACUGGCUCUCCACUGGGUGCUGGACCACCUAGGGAAUGGUAAUACUUGCGUCAGGCUGCUGUUAACAGCUCAGCGUUCAACACAAUCAUACCAUCAGAUCUAAUCUCUCAGCUCCAAAACCUGUGUCUCUGUACCUCCCUCUGCAACUAGAUCCUUAACUUGCUCAUCAGGAGACUGGUCUGUGUGGAUCCAAAAUAACGUCUUCUCCUCGCUGACAAUCAACACUGGUGCACCUCAGGGACAUGUGCUUAGCCCACCACUCUAUCCUCUCGACAUCUAAAGAUGUGUGGCUAGGCACAGUUCAAAUGCCAUCUAUAAAUUUGCCAAUGACACAAUUGUUGCCAGAAUUUCAGAUGGUGACGAGGAGGCAUGCAGGAGUGAGAUUGAUCAGCUGGUUGAGUGUUAUCACAACAACCUUGCACUCGAUGUCAGUAAGACCAAGGAAUUAAUUGUGGACUUCAAGGAGAAGUCAAGGGAACACAUACCAGUCCUCAUCAAGGAAGCAGUUCCAUGUCCCUAGGUGUCAACAUCUCUGAAGGCUUUAAGGGUUAGGCAUUAGGAGUUUGAGGAGAAUUAGUAUGUCACCAAAGACUCUUGCGAAUGUCUAAAAAUGUAGUGUAGAGAACAUUCUAACUGGAUGCAUCACUGUCUGGUGUGGAGGGGCCAGAGCACAGGAUGGAAAAAUGCUGAAUAAAGUACCAAACUUUCCAUCAUGGGCACCAGCCUCACCAGCAUCCAGGGCAUCUUCAAAGGGCACUACCUCAAACAGGCAUAUUCCAUCAUGAAGAACCCCCAUCACCCAGGACAUGCCCUCUUCUCCUUGCUACAAUAACAGGAGGAGUAUAAGAGCUGAAGGAACACAUUCAAUGUUUCAGGAGCAGCUUCUUCCCCUCCACCAUCUGAUUUCUAAAUGGUCAACGAACCUAUGAACUCUAAAUCACUAUUUUUCUCAUUUUUGCAUUACUUAUUCAAUAUCUGUGUGUGUACGUAUAUUCAUAAAUACAUAUAAUUUAUAGUUUUAUUAAUAUGUACUGCAGUGAACCGCUGUCACAAAGCAACAAAUUGCAUGACACAUGCCAGUGAUAUUGACCCUGAAUCUGAACAAAGACUGAUAAACAACCAAUGUGCAAAAGAAGACAAAUUUUGCAAAUAAAAAAAAACAAUACUGAGAUUAUUUGUAGAGCUUGAGUUUGUAAGCUAUGGAAUCGGUUCAGCGUUGAGGUGAGGUGAAGUUACGUAGACUGUUUCAGGAGCCUGAUGGUUGUAGGGUAAGGACACCUGCCAUCGGAUUUCUGAAUGGUCCAUGAACCUAUGAACAUACCUUGUCAUUCGAAUCUUGCACUAUUUAUUUAUACUUGUACCAUAAUGCUGCUGCAAUACAACAAAUAUCACCUUGGAUAUCAGUGACUGCAAUUCAGGUUAAAACUGAUGAAUCAAUACUAAUCCUUGUAGAACAUUGUUUGGAAGAGGCAUCCAGAGUGGCAAAGGCACAAAUGAUUAAACUGGUUUCAAUGUCCAUCACCAAGAGCGGUCCAGGACCACCACCACUGACCAAGUUCUUCAGCACACUCCUGAUAAACUGCAUCUUUGGUGAGGUGAUUUGGCAACAAGGGAGAUAAAACCUACUUGAUCUCAUUCUCCCCAAUCUACCUGGCACAGGUGCGCACGUUCACUGCAGUAUUGAUAGGAGAGUCCUUGUAGAGACUAAAUCCUGUCUUGAUAAUGAAAAUGCACUUCAUCACGUCACACGUCACUGCUGUCAAGCUAACUGAGGCAGACUGGGCAUCCAAAUGGGCCCUGCUCCACCAUCAGCAUCACGGACAGUGUGGCGGUGGUGGGGAGCGUGCUGGCCGGGGGAGAGGGUAGCAUCUGAAUGAAGAAGCAACACAAGGAAACUACAAGCCAAACAAAGCAGAAACUCCGUGAAAAACAUAGAGCUAAGCAAUUCCACAACCAAGUACAGAAAGACCUGGCAAUAGCAAGUGACAUCCGCACCAGGCGCAUUUCAGGCUGCAACGCUAUCAGCUUUCAUCACCUGACAUUUAACGGUAUUACCAUUACGGAAUGCACCACUAUCAAGGCAACAGGAUUAAGGGAUAUACAAACAAGAGAAAAUCUGCAGAUGCCGGAAACCCAAGCAACACACACAGACUGCUGGAGGAGCUCGGCAGGCCAGGUAGGUUCUGUGGAAAAGAGUACAGUCGACAUUUCGGGCCGAGACCCUUCAUUGGGACCGGGGAUAAAAAGAUGAGGAGUCGGAGCAAGAAGGUGGGGGGAGGGGAAGAAGAAAUACAAGGUGAUAGGUGAAACCGGGAGGGAGGAAAGGGUGAAGUAAAGAGCUGGGAAGUUGAUAGGUGAAGGAGAUA
Messenger RNA from Hypanus sabinus (Atlantic stingray), 8258 nucleotides. RefSeq lists its product as uncharacterized. Gene Ontology annotation, cellular component: centrosome. The record is from RefSeq and is a predicted model, not a curated record. The transcript has 9 exons. The coding region runs from base 2370 to 4259 and encodes 629 amino acids. Lineage: Eukaryota; Metazoa; Chordata; Chondrichthyes; Myliobatiformes; Dasyatidae.